Exaiptasia diaphana is the source of this 4198-nucleotide messenger RNA. RefSeq names its product WD repeat-containing protein on Y chromosome. The transcript is spliced from 23 exons. Gene Ontology annotation, molecular function: protein binding; calcium ion binding. The coding region runs from base 699 to 4064 and encodes 1121 amino acids. The record is from RefSeq and is a predicted model, not a curated record. Lineage: Eukaryota; Metazoa; Cnidaria; Anthozoa; Actiniaria; Aiptasiidae.
ACGAAAUCCGCUCUAUUGCAUAAAUGCGUGACCGUCUCAGUCAUUGCUGCAUAAGCURCAUUGUCAAAAGCUCCUAAAAAGCCAGAUUUCAUAAAAUGUGAACCCAUUUUUCACUGCUUUCAUAUUUGCGCAGCUCGCUGUUUUAGCGCUGGGACUGGUGGGUAGUGAGUCGRUAAGUGAUCAGUAUCAUUGCAAAGCAAGGGAUUAGACAUCACAACAAAGCAUGAAAUCACGAUCCAUGGUAUGUUUCUUAUGAUAAGGAAUCAACGAGUUGAAAUAGGCUGGGAUCAGAGAUCAGCAGUUCUGGACCAAUUAAAUGUACACACAGCCGUGGGGUUAGCAUACCACUGUUACCAUAUACCAGAGUGCAACAAUACUUUUACCCUUGGCGCUGUUUACUCAGCGUGUAAUUAUACUUGCAAAUCACAUGUGAUCAACCACUGUAUUACCAUAGUGACAUAGUGUCUUCGUCAACUCCAGCCAUGGUAAAACUACUCGUAGGAGCUGGUAAAAAUGGCACUCGGUUAGUUUAGGUACACAAAACACUAUAACACAAAAUGUAAAAAUGAGAACGUUUGUAUGAGGAAAUUAAGAUUGAACAAGGAGUCUUCCUGAUAAACAUGGUGAACCACCAUACGUACUGAGGUGAUCUAGCAAACUGAUAGCAAUUAAUCGUUAUGAUUACUCAAUAAUUGAUCAUGGGAAUACGCAAUGGUAAACUAUUAGAACCAAUCCGGCUUGAUGAGCAGCUUGACAUACAGAGCCUUGAGGAGCUUAUGUACAGAUUCAAAACUCAUUUGUCAAACAAAAAUGCCAUAAAAACAUGGAAAGCGCGUAGAGGAUCACGGGCAAUCGUGGGUUCUUCUCACCUGACAGGUUUGAUGACAUUGGAGGAGUUUCGUAAUACAUUGGCUGAGCUGCUCAAUGUUGACAGCUGGGACAGCGAAAGAGCUGUCGUGUUUGAGCAAGAGAUGGAGACACUCUUCAAAAAGGUUGACUUAGCGUCAGAUGGUCUAGUGGACUGGGAUGAGUUCUGUACAUACAUGAUGAUACAGUUUAAAGAUCAUGAUGACACUACCAAAUAUGGCAAAUCAUUUUCACCUAAGCUGAAUAUCACAAGAAUUGCGCACAAUAAAGAGACGACUACAAGGAUCUUGAGAGACUUCAACCCAAUGAGAUACGUCACAGUCAGCAAGGAAGGCAUCAUUGGUGUGUGGAGUACCGAGUUGGAACUUCAACGCAGCAUCGAGAUUGAGGAACGCAGUGCGCAAGACAAAGCGAGCAAUAAACGACACAUCAAGAUGUGGGUUACUGAUGCUGUUACUAUGAACAACGUACAUAAACUCGUCGUUGCAACUACAAACAUGGACUUGCAUUUCUACGACAUGUCGACUCCUAUUUAUACACCACAGUACCAUCUUUGUGCUAUUGGUAAUGUACCACUCUGUCUUAACUACUACUAUGACAAAAAGUCACCAGCAGGCCGCUCGAUGCUGUUCUUUGGUACUGACAAUGGUUCCGUUCAUGUCCUUAUAUUUAGUACCCCUGUUAAAGGUCUCUUUGAGACGCCAUUUAAAAAGAACUCUGGAAGUCAUAAGAUAUUUUUUCAGGAUAUCUCUGUCCAUUGGCGGUUUGUUAGUCAUCUUCCACUUGGAGCGAUACACAGCGACUGGGUUCGUAGAGUACAGUACGUAUCUAUCAAGGAAUUUGUCAUAUCGUGUAGUGGAAGCGCUAGAGAUUCGUUAGUCGUUAGAGAUGUUGACGAUAAGAAAAGAAAAACUUACGUCUUUAAAGUAGCAAAGGGCAUCGAUUGCUUUGAUUAUAAUCAUGAUUUAAACGUCAUUGUCACUGGUGGAGUUGAUCACGCUGUACGAGUAUGGAAUCCUUAUGUCACCAGUAAGCCAGUAGCCAUUAUGAAAGGACAUCAAUCAUCUAUUGUCGAUCUCAUUAUCCACCAAGCUCUUGGACAAGUUUUCAGCUUUGAUAAAGAUGGAAUUUUAAAGUGUUGGGACAUCAAAGAACAAUUAUGCAUCCAAAGCCUUGCUAUACGGGAUCCCUUUGGUCACCGAGUCCCUGAGCAUGGACCGUUUCCCUUCUGUUUGAUUGGAAGCCCGGUCAACUCUUUACUCAUUGCCAGUAAUGACAUCCUGAUUGAAGUUAAACUUUUAGGGCUGGGUAUAACUAAGGCAAUCAAGACAACUCACGCCAAAGCAUUAUGUGCUGCGGUUUAUAAUGAAAAAAUUGGACAGGUAAUAACGGGCUGUGAGGGCUCUGUUAUCUGUUUCUGGGAUAUAGCAACAGGUCGUAAAGCUCUGCAAAUCCCUGAGGCUCAUGGAGGUGAAGAAAUCUCUUGUUUACAUCUGGAUAAAAAAGACAGCAGGCUGAUGACUGGGGCGAGAGAUGGUUCAAUACACGUAUGGAAUGCUAACAAUGGACAUUUACUGAACAAACUAGCUCCUUUAGAGGAAGCAGAAGUCACGGGUAUCAUAUCAUUCCCAGCCAAGCAAAAGAUACUGACAGUAGGCUGGCAUCGUAAAAUUAUCAGCUACAAUGAUGACCGACAGACAUUCGUUAUCAGACCAGACGUAUGCUGGAAGGGAGGCCAGGUUCAUCAGGAUGACAUAUUAACUAGCGCAUACUGCCCACCCCACUUCUUAGCUACGGCCAGUUUUGACGGAGACAUUAUUCUUUGGGGAUUGGACAGAGAAAAAAUGAUAAGAAUUUUGAAAAAAGGAUCUAAGAGUUUAUUUAAAUCAAAGAUCAUGAAAGUAGGUCUUCUAGGUCAACGUGAACGAAGAUUGAGUCGUGCUCAAGCCCAGCUAACUGCCAAGAAAGACUACUCACCUAUUGAUAAACUACUUUUUCUGACAACGCGAGCACAAAACAGAGCACAGGAAAGUGCGACGUUAAUUUCAUCAGAGAGCGGAGUACUGGAGUUUUGGUGUUUAUACGGAACCGCAAAACCAAUGGGAAGGUUUUAUGCUGGCGAGGAAGAGAAUGCGUUUGUUCUUGCCAUGGCGACGGACACUAGUAACGACUUGCUUGUAACAGGUGAUUCUACAGGACGAAUAACGAUAUGGGACAUAAGUUCUUAUUGCAUUUCACGGACUGAGUCCAUUAUUGCCCAGGUCUGGUCUACAACUCAGCGAAUGUCAAGUUUUGACGAUAGUCCUGAACCSUCUCCCCCAAGAAUGAUGUCUUGGCAUGCGCAUAAUGCUGCUAUAGUCAGUAUUGAAGUCGUUCCGUAUGGAGAUAACACGUUUCUGCUCUCUGCUUCAAGUGACUGUACGUCAAGGUUGUGGUCACUGAAAGGAGAAUAUGUUGGCAUGUUUGGUCAGAAAGUAUUAUGGGACAUCGACGAAAGUAGUUCGUACAAACACACCGGAUUCCCGUGGAAUGAAGCACAGAUGGCAGACUGUGAUAGGAGUACAGUGUGCGGCUCACCAACACGAAGCACCCACGAUGAAGUACAUGUCACCAUAACAACGAAUGGUGGCGAAUCGUCACCAAUGGAAAUCUCACGUGAAGACCUGACAAGAAACUCACCGGUUGAAAAAGAAGGGAGAUUUUUACCAACGCUGCAGUCGGACGUCAAGCAAGACAGUGACCAAAAUUCUGAUAUUCAUAGAUCAAGGACUAGUUUAAUUCUUGACAGAAAACCACCUGAUAGUUGGUCCAUGCUAGGUCACAAGUACAACGAUGACUUUCGACAAAGGAUGAAAACUCGUCAAUCAAGACGUACCUUCAUGGGAUAUGUAGAUCGCAAAUUGACUAGUGGAGCAGGUGUUGGGAAUCAUUGUUCUCCCUUCCAAGCACUGUACAUUCCGGAAACUCAGGAUUUUAAGAUACCGAGUGAAUUACCAGUUACAAAGCGCAUGCUUCGAAAGGCUGCAAAGAUGAAUGCUGACACAUUUCCCGUUGGUGUAAACCAAAGUUUGUUACCAGUACUCCCUGCUAUAAAACGAUCUGAAAGUUUAAAUACUGUCAACUCUUUCAAUAAAGAAUCGCAUGUGCAGAGUUCAGAUAAUGCAUCACAAUUCUCGUUUAUAGCAGAGCAAAACUAAUAAUUAUGGAGCAAUGCACAUUUAGAAGAUAAAACAGAGACAAAUUGAAAACAAAAGAUUGAUAUUUUUAUUUAACAAUUGUAAAAAUUUAGUAUACAUCUUAUUUAUUUCAAUAAAAGAUAUCUCAUGUCUGA